AAAAAAGUGAGACCGAGAUGAAAGUUCAAGAUGUCCCUCAUUGUUGUCCGACAUGUGGCCAACAGUGGCUGAGAGAUAAGCCUGAAAUUUCCGCCUCUGACCUGAAAGUAUUCCAGUGGGACUGCCUGCCACAUAAUGACAUUGAAAAGAAAUCUAAAUCUCCUUUACUUUCUUCAGAGAAUGAUUACAUGUCUGGCUUGAAACGGUCCAGUUCUUUUGUGCAUAAGCGGAGAUCACAAACACAAAAUAAUUCUAGAUCAAGUAGAGUUAUAAAAGCGGCAUCACUGAUGAACGAUCCAAUACGUAGUCCAUGGACACAGUCCGAGUCAAAAUUCAGACGCCUUGCAUCAAAAGAAAGCACCAAAAGUGCACCAUCCCUCAAGCGUUGUUUGUCUUAUAAUGUGGAUAGUUUCAGGUCUGCCAGAGGUGACACCGGUGAAGACGUAAAUAGCAUAAAUUAUUCAAAAGAACAAAGGAGCUCCUUCAGACGCGAUACCAGCUGUGAAAACGAUACAGGCUGCGAGGAAACUGCAUCGUGUCCUGGUUCCGAAUAUGAUGACAUCAUCAAAUAUUCCCCAAAACUCACCAAAGAAACAAAAUUUGUAAACGGAUGUCCUAUUGACGAGUUUAAAACAAUAUUUGAUGCGGAAUGUUUCAGAAUCCCAAGUAUAUACGGACAGCUAAAGAUAAUGUUCCAGUUAUUCAAUGACACCAGCGAGUUCCAAGUCACCAUCUUGGAAGGGUCAAAUGUAGCUGUUGAAAAUGAAAGCGGCAACAUUGGGAUAUAUACUAAAAUAUGUUUCAUGCCGGGGAAAUUGCAGAAGAAAACGGGUCGUGAUAAGCAUUCCACACGCAAUCCAGUGUUCUAUGAAUCGUUCAUAUUCAAGACCAGCCUGGCUCAGUUGUUGGAGUCUCAAUUAAAGAUAAAACUGUACAAUAAGCCAGGCAUUCUCUCUAUUCCUGAACCAAUUGGACAGUGUAUUGUGCCCCUCUACAAUUACGACCUCACCGCAGUCAAUGUUAUAUGGCAAAAUCUCCAGAAGUGCAAAGGACAGAAAGAUGACAUGGACGAAUUCGACUUCAGUUACUUUGAACGAGAUAAAGUCAAGAAGAAAAGGCAGCUUGGAAAGUUCUUAUGUGGUUACAGUAGUCCAGAGUAAUAAUUAGCUAAAUGGACGCUCAACAUCACA
Ruditapes philippinarum (Manila clam) is the source of this 1190-nucleotide messenger RNA. RefSeq lists its product as uncharacterized. Bases 18 to 1160 code for a protein of 380 amino acids. Gene Ontology annotation, molecular function: clathrin binding; calcium ion binding; phosphatidylserine binding. The transcript is spliced from 2 exons. The record is from RefSeq and is a predicted model, not a curated record. Gene Ontology annotation, biological process: calcium-ion regulated exocytosis; cellular response to calcium ion; regulation of dopamine secretion. Lineage: Eukaryota; Metazoa; Mollusca; Bivalvia; Venerida; Veneridae.